CUAAAACACCUCUCUCUCUCUCUCUCCCUCUCUCUCUCUCUCUCACAAUAUAAAAUAUAUGAUUAUUCCCAGCAUCUAAGUAAUAAAUACACACCUUAUUCCCCAAACUACAUUAUAGUAAUAAACUGUCUGUCUUUUACUUUGUUUUCACAUCUUCAUCACCCACAUGCACCAAUAUCUCUAGUACUAUCCACAACAUAUAUAUAAGCCAAAAACCAUAUAUAAUUUCUUACUUCACAAUCAUUAUUGUAACCCUAUAUAAAUACCAAAAACAAAAAGAGUAGUAGAGUAAUAUUAGUAAGUGAGAUAUGGAGAUUUUGUCACAGCUAUGGUCCUUGCUAGGCCUUCUAACCGUUCUCCAAAAUGUCUUACCUUCUCAACUACUCUCCCUACUCCACUCGCUCUACGAGUCCCUCCAAGACUUACUCAGCCCUUAUUCCUACCUCGAAAUCCCCGAGUUCAAUGGCUACUGCGGCGUUGAACUCAACGACCUUUACCGCCACGUCACGCUCUACAUAAACGCAGUUGAUCCCUCCGCCACAACCUGCCGCCGUCUCACCCUCACGCGCUCCAAAUCCUCAACGCGCUUCUCGUUCGCAGUAGCCCCGAACCACUCCGUCCGCGACGUCUUUUCCGGGCACACUCUCUCGUGGACCCACCAUGUCGACCCAGUCCCCGACUCCCUCGAGGAACGGCGUAGCUUCGUCCUUAAGCUCCCAAAACGACACCGUCAGGCACUUCUUUCCCCGUACUUAGACCACAUUCUCUUAAAAGCAGAAGAGUUUGAGCGUGUUUCAAGGGAGAGGAGACUCUUCACCAAUAAUGGCCACGGUUCUUAUGAGUCUGGCUGGGUCUCUGUUCCGUUUCGUCACCCGUCGACGUUCGACACUUUAGCUCUCGAACCUCAGCUGAAAAAGCAGAUAACGGACGAUUUAAUGGCGUUUUCUAAUGGCAAAGAGUUUUACCACAGAGUUGGCCGUGCAUGGAAGCGAGGGUAUCUUUUGUACGGCCCUCCUGGGACUGGUAAAUCUAGCUUGAUCGCUGCCAUGGCGAAUUACCUCUGUUACGAUGUGUACGAUCUUGAGUUGACUAAAGUCUCCGACAACUCGGAGCUCCGAGCUCUGCUCAUACAAACGACGAACCGUUCGAUCAUCGUGAUUGAAGAUAUCGACUGCUCGGUUGAUCUAACGGCUGAGAGAGGCUCCAAAAAUAGAAAAAGAUCUCAGCCUUCGAUUAACGGUCACGAUGAUGAAGAUCAGCAGAGCGGGCGGGUCACUCUCUCGGGGCUCCUGAACUUCACAGAUGGUCUCUGGUCUUGCUGUGGGGAAGAGAGAAUCAUAGUCUUCACCACAAACCACAAGGUGAACGUUGACCCGGCUCUGCUCCGGUGCGGCCGUAUGGACGUGCACGUCAGCCUCGGCGCGUGCGGACCCGCCGCUUUCCGGGCUUUGGUGAAGAACUAUCUGGGGUUGGACACCCACGCUUUGAUGGAGGUGGUGGAUAACUGUUUGAGAUCGGGUGGGGCCUUGACGCCAGCUCAGAUCGGAGAGAUACUACUGAGAAACAGGGGAGAAGCUGACGUGGCAAUGAGGGAGGUAGUGGCAGCAAUGCAGGCGAGGAUAUUGGGUGGACGCAGAGAACAGGUGAAAGAUAGUCAAUAUUGCGAGGUAGAAGCCGGGUCAAGGUCACCGGAGAGUGUCCUUCUUAGAGGGUCGCCGGAGAAUUGGGUGUCGUCGCCGGGGAAGAAGAGAAAGAUCAAGUUUCUGGUCAGGCUUAGAUCUUUGACAAAGUCUGACUCAGGUAGAAGAGGUGUGGGUGACCAUUAAUGACGUGAGGCCUCUCUAAUAGCUAGAUGAUCACUUACUUUGUAAUGCUCAAUUCCAUGGAAUUUUUUUAUUUUACGAAGUUUGAAAAUGGCUCUAUUUGGUUUUAUGUAAUUGAACCAUUUGAUUAAUUGACCUGUUUUUCUUUUUUUUCUUGGGCAA
Molecule: messenger RNA, 1985 nt
Organism: Cannabis sativa
Lineage: Eukaryota; Viridiplantae; Streptophyta; Magnoliopsida; Rosales; Cannabaceae
Product: AAA-ATPase At4g30250
Exons: 1
Coding region: 309-1826 (505 amino acids)
Molecular function (GO): ATP binding; ATP hydrolysis activity
Source: RefSeq, a predicted model, not a curated record